Messenger RNA from Verruconis gallopava, 1588 nucleotides. Its product is annotated as acyl-CoA thioesterase II. Lineage: Eukaryota; Fungi; Ascomycota; Dothideomycetes; Venturiales; Sympoventuriaceae. Gene Ontology annotation, biological process: acyl-CoA metabolic process; fatty acid catabolic process. The transcript is spliced from 2 exons. Gene Ontology annotation, molecular function: fatty acyl-CoA hydrolase activity. Gene Ontology annotation, cellular component: peroxisomal matrix. The record is from RefSeq and is a predicted model, not a curated record. Bases 182 to 1282 code for a protein of 366 amino acids.
UCCCGCCCUUGAACGCAAAGUCGGCUACUGCUGGCUCCUCGCCCUUAUACCCAACUGCCAAUUGAACUUCGCUGAUAGAUCCGGCCGCCGUGUAAUCUCUCCCUUAACCGUUUAUUUAUUUCCAUUUUGUAUUUUGCCUGGCCCCAAAGAUUUCUGCCGCCCCUCGAAAAAGACGUGAGACAUGGCGCCAAAGCCAUAUUUCAAUUCGGCUGGUGAAGUCGUCCCUCUUGCUGAGCUGAUGAGCUUGGAAAGAAUAGACGCGAGGACGUUUCGAUCACGAGUCAAGGCGUAUGCUCCCACGGGUGGAGAGAAUGGCGCGUACGGAGGCCAUGUGUACGCCCAGAGCUGCUGGGCUGCAGCCCAAACUGUGCCUGAGGGUAUGAUAAUUCACAACGUAACUGGUUGGUUUACCUUGGGAGGAAUACCCACAGAGCACUUCGUAUACACGGUGCACAACCUCCGGGAUGGCGGCAACUACUGCGUGCGCACUGUGACGGUGACUCAGAUAGAGGAAAAGGGCGUGUGCUUCACGUGUACAUGCUCCUUCAAGCGUGCCGAGUCUUCUCCGUUCAGGUUCCAGCAUAAUCUGGAUAUAAAAAAGGAAUAUGGGGAAUGUCUCAACAUUGCAGAUCACUUUGAACAUCCCGAAAUGCCCAGCCAAGAUUCCUGGUGGUUCAACAAUGUCCAUCUCCCCAAGAAUCCCAAUCACUUUAACCCGCUCGGCGGUCUGCACCUCCGAAAAGUUAACAUGAAAAGCUACAAUGAUAAGCGAGCUCCCAUUGACAAGAGGCGUCUCAUGAUGUACACGAUACGCGGCAGUCUUCCGCAAGUUCCAGCAUCGGUGCUCAAACAGAAGAAGCCAAAGUACAGUCGUGAAGCAAAUCUUCAUGCAAUUGCACACAUCUACGCUUCUGACCGCAACUCUCUUUUCGUCAUUGGAGAUCACCUCGGGAUCAGCGCAGACGCAAAACGCACGGCGAGCAUAUCACACACUGUCAUCUUUCACGUCGGACUGGAGGAGCUGAUGUUUCCAAAUGAGCCUGCGGACCGUCCAAAGAAUGCAGCCCCCACGGAAAAUGUCGCGGGCUCAGAAUCAGCUCCUGAUCCGGAAUCGAAGGGACGGAAAUGGUAUAUGCAGGAAGUAUGGACCGAUCGCGCUGAGGGCGGACGUGGGCUGCACAGAAGCAGGAUCUGGGACCCGGAAACUGGAGUCCAUCUGGCCACGACGAUACAAGACGGUCUGGUGAGAUUCAAAGACGAUUCAAGUCCUCCCAAGUUGUAGAGCAUUGGAUGUCUCGGAGUACCUUUAGCUUAUCCAACUGUCCACUUUUGAGUUCUUGUUCGGCUUUUGGACACGACACAUAUGUGGUCAAAGCUUGUAAAUUUGUAUUCAUGUUUCAACCGGAGGCUACUAGCUUCUGCUGAGCUUUGUCUCUAGAUAUAGAUUCAUCGCUCAAUGCGGUCGAGUUAGAGACCUUGAUUUGCUCGAGCACUUUUGAAGCGACCGCGAUAGCGUCUUCUGGCAUGCCUGCAUAGCAUCAGUUAUCUAAACCAAGACUGAAUAAUGUAGACGAACCAGCUAAUCUCG